Messenger RNA from Trichosurus vulpecula (common brushtail), 1444 nucleotides. RefSeq names its product colorectal cancer associated 2 (gene POU2AF3). The transcript has 4 exons. Bases 552 to 1328 code for a protein of 258 amino acids. Gene Ontology annotation, molecular function: POU domain binding; DNA binding. Lineage: Eukaryota; Metazoa; Chordata; Mammalia; Diprotodontia; Phalangeridae. The record is from RefSeq and is a predicted model, not a curated record. Gene Ontology annotation, cellular component: cytoplasm.
AGAGGUUGGAGACGACCGGGACUAUGCCCAGCCCCCAGGGGCGGGAGUGGACUCCAAGGUUUGACACAAAAUAGGAGCAUCACUCUAGGGUGAGGUCAAAGGUCAACCUCAUCUAGCCAGGAGCUAGGUCUCUCUCUUCUAGGUUAGUCGAUAUUCCCCUGAGAGAAAGAGAACCAGAGAGUAUGACCUAGGGCUCCAGUUUUGAAAGGCAUUUGUAAGUCCCGUGAUGAGAGCCAAACUCUCCUAGUACAAAAAACGUGGCUAGUUGCGGGGAGGGAGAGUUUAGAUAAGGAAUGGCUUCUGUUUGGUUUGAUUGCACUGUGGCCUGCCUGAUCACAUUGGCUCUAUUUGCAAAAACUAGCCUCUCUUUAGCCUAUCUAGCCUAAGAGCACCGUUUAACCUUUAACCCUUUACCUGUGGCCUUGGGGAAAAUUCCCUAAACAUUCAGACUUCUUAGACAUCUGAUACCAUGUUUAGACUCUCCCUCCCACUCUACCCCCAUCUCCAAAUCUGACCCUUAAUCAUGGAGAGGUUUUCCUGGGCUCUGAUUAAUGAACUUUCCCUCAGAAAAACCGAAGGUGUAUCAAGGUGUCCGGGUGAAGAUCACAGUGAAGGAGCUGCUGCAGCAGAGGAGGGCACACCAAGCCGCAUCAGGGGGAACCUCGUCCCGGAGCAGCAGCGUCCAGUUUCCAGAAGCAGUUUCCCCUUCUUCUGCAGACCCCUUUUUUGAGCCAGAGCCUAUUUCUUCUGCUCCCAACUAUUUUCAGCCCCGACAGUUUUCCAGUUGUGUGUCCUGUGAAGAAAACCCCAGCUGCCUCGACCAGGUCUUUGAGUCCUACCUUCCACCAGAGACGCUCCUGGACCACUCACUCGGCUCCACACAAGGCGUCCCACCACGUUUCCCGGACAGCUUUCAAGCCACCCCUUUCUGCUUUAACCAAAGCCUGGUACCAGGAUCACCCUCAGAUUCAUCAACUCUGUCCAGCCCUCUGGAAUACAGCUACUCCCCACCUCAGCAGCCAUCAUUGGCUCCAGUGACUUACAGCUCUCCCUCCUCCCUGGACACCAGAAACUGUGGGUAUCCCCCAGAAGAGUACUCAUACCAUCAUUUCCACUCUCACCCCCAAUACAGUUGUUGUGCCUCUUCCUCCUCUUCCUCUGUUUGUUACUGCACGUCAUGUGAGACAGAGCACCUGGACACCAUCAAAGUAUCAGAGUAUUUCUCAUAUCCAGAUACAGACUGUAUAGACUACUCCCAUUCCCUGCCGACAGCUGUGGCUGAUGAUUUCUAUAGAAGGGAAGCAGAUUGUGACAUCUGCUACAGUUAGUGGGAAUGAGAUUUCUUUGGAGUAUUGUAUGUGUAUAUUUUGCUACUCAAGUUAGGUAACACCUCAAAAAAAUGCCAUCUAGAAAUGAAUGUCACAGAGCACAGUUUACACUACAC